This is a messenger RNA of Gorilla gorilla gorilla (western lowland gorilla), 5255 nucleotides long. RefSeq names its product protein O-fucosyltransferase 1 (gene POFUT1). NCBI's taxonomy places the organism in Eukaryota, Metazoa, Chordata, Mammalia, Primates, Hominidae. Gene Ontology annotation, biological process: protein O-linked glycosylation via fucose; regulation of Notch signaling pathway; Notch signaling pathway. Gene Ontology annotation, cellular component: endoplasmic reticulum. Gene Ontology annotation, molecular function: peptide-O-fucosyltransferase activity. The transcript is spliced from 7 exons. The record is from RefSeq and is a predicted model, not a curated record. The coding region runs from base 106 to 1272 and encodes 388 amino acids.
GGUGCGCGGGCGGCGCGCAGGGACCGCUGGGAGCGGGGCGGGCGCUCGCGUCCCUCCUUCCAUCCCCGACUGUGCGCCGCGGCUGGCUCGGGUUCCCGGGCCGACAUGGGCGCCGCCGCGUGGGCACGGCCGCUGAGUGUGUCUUUCCUGCUGCUGCUUCUGCCGCUCCCGGGGAUGCCCGCGGGCUCCUGGGACCCGGCCGGUUACCUGCUCUACUGUCCCUGCAUGGGGCGCUUUGGGAACCAGGCCGAUCACUUCUUGGGCUCUCUGGCAUUUGCAAAGCUGCUAAACCGUACCUUGGCUGUCCCUCCUUGGAUUGAGUACCAGCAUCACAAGCCUCCUUUCACCAACCUCCAUGUGUCCUACCAGAAGUACUUCAAGCUGGAGCCCCUCCAGGCUUACCAUCGGGUCAUCAGCUUGGAGGAUUUCAUGGAGAAGCUGGCACCCACCCACUGGCCCCCUGAAAAGCGGGUGGCAUACUGCUUUGAGGUGGCAGCCCAGCGAAGCCCAGAUAAGAAGACGUGCCCCAUGAAGGAAGGAAACCCCUUUGGCCCAUUCUGGGAUCAGUUUCAUGUGAGUUUCAACAAGUCGGAGCUUUUUACAGGCAUUUCCUUCAGUGCUUCCUACAGAGAACAAUGGAGCCAGAGAUUUUCUCCAAAGGAACAUCCGGUGCUUGCCCUGCCAGGAGCCCCGGCCCAGUUCCCCGUCCUGGAGGAACACAGGCCACUACAGAAGUACAUGGUAUGGUCAGACGAAAUGGUGAAGAUGGGAGAGGCCCAGAUUCAUGCCCACCUUGUCCGGCCCUAUGUGGGCAUUCAUCUGCGCAUUGGCUCUGACUGGAAGAACGCCUGUGCCAUGCUGAAGGACGGGACCGCAGGCUCGCACUUCAUGGCCUCUCCGCAGUGUGUGGGCUACAGCCGCAGCACAGCGGCCCCCCUCACAAUGACUAUGUGCCUGCCUGACCUGAAGGAGAUCCAGAGGGCCGUGAAGCUCUGGGUGAGGUCGCUGGAUGCCCAGUCGGUCUACAUUGCUACUGAUUCCGAGAGUUAUGUGCCUGAGCUCCAACAGCUCUUCAAAGGGAAGGUGAAGGUGGUGAGCCUGAAGCCUGAGGUGGCCCAGGUCGACCUGUACAUCCUCGGCCAAGCCGACCACUUUAUUGGCAACUGUGUCUCCUCCUUCACUGCCUUUGUGAAGCGGGAGCGGGACCUCCAGGGGAGGCCGUCUUCUUUCUUCGGCAUGGACAGGCCCCCUAAGCUGCGGGACGAGUUCUGAUUCUGGCCAGAGCACCAGACCCUCUGAUCAUGUAGGGACCAGAGUCUGAGCUGGUCCUUCCAGCCAGGCCUGGCAGCCAGAGGUGCUCCGGGAUUGCAAACUCCUCUCCUCACCUGCCAAAGAUGGAGAAGAGUGCCAGGGACCCCUGGAGGAGGGAGACGUUCCAUAUCCCAGGGCAUAGGACUUGCAGCUUCCUAGGAGCAGGAGCAUCUCCCAUCGCACGUGCUUUCUGCUCUUCUGGGAAUUUCUCACACUGGCAAAGCAGUCCAGCCUCCGUCUUCUGGUCCACUCUGCUCUGAGCAGCCUGGGAUGCUGAACUCUUCAGAGAGAUUUUUUUAUAGAGAGAUUUCUAUAAUUUUGAUACAAGGUCAUGACUAUCCUAGAACUCUCUGUGGUUUUUGAAAAUCAGUGAAUUCUAUUAACGUAGGUACCUAAAGUGACCUUAACUGAAUGUGGAUGAGGCUGGGGCUGGUGUGAGUCUUUUGGCUGCUUUUCAAGGUGUCCCCCAAUGUGGCCCUCAAGAGCCAUCCCCACUGCCUGGCCAGAGCCAUUGUUGUCCCCCACUUCCUAGGCCAUUUCUGGGGCUUGGGGGAUGAAUGCUGUCCUGUGUUGUAAACACUAUGCAAAUGGAAAUUAUCGGUUGUGGUGCUGUGCAGCGCUCUGUGGGCGACUAAGUGCCACUCACACAGCACGUUCCUGGCAAGGAGCACAUACCAUCAAGCCACACUAUCAUGGUAUUGUUCUCACAGUCUUUUGGUGGUUGAUGGCCACUGCAAACCUGGCACCAUCAGAUCUCUUCUGAUCUCUUGCCCCAGUGGGGCCUGGUUGGUAGAAUGUUGGCAUGAGGUUGAUAUCCAAAGCAUGUUCUCCCAGCCGUCCUCCUGCAGCUGGAGCCUUCAGGCCGUAUUCUCACGAGGGAACGUUUGCCAAGGCUCUGACCUCACAGAAGAUGCCCAGGGCCCAGAAGCCAUCAGAAUUAUCAGUGGAGAAGCACCUUUUGACUCUUCCCUUCCGAUGUAAUAUCUGCCAACACCAUGAGGCUUAAGGUGCUCCAAGUCAUGAGUGUUUUGGUCUCAAAUGCUGCAGUUUUAAUCUAUGACUCCUGAGAGCCCAUGGUUUUUUGACCUUGUGGUUCUAAAAUUCCUUGUCUGACCCCUGUAGAUCUUUUCCUUGCCAUGUCACCUCCCUUGGCCUUUGAUCCUGGAAAGGUGGCAGAGCCUCCACUGAGCCAGGCCCAGAGCUCCUUGCAGUGCCUUCUCCCUUGUUUACCUGUGGGAGGAAACACUUUUUUUGUCAGGGGCAGCCUGGGUCAGAGCUCAGAGGUCACACUGUAUCAAAGAUCUCAAAUAGCAAAGUCAGCAUUUGCUGUAUAGAGCUGCCACCCAACUCUAAGCAGGAGAAACUGUACAGAAAGGGCUUUGCUAUUUUUCCCUUUUGGGAAAACAAUGAAGUGUUUUAAGUCCUGGGUGGACUGAGAGAUGGUUUGCCUGUCCAGACUUGCUCUCAAGCCUCAUCCAGAGAAGGAGCUGCAGAUGAGGGAGCCCGUACACUCCCUGCCGCCACUAGGUUGUAAGCCUGUAGCUGGCUGGCUGAUUUCAUUUUGGAAUUCAUUUGCCAUCCACAGCCUUACACUAGGCACACACUUUAGAGUCUGGGGCUCCAGUGGGGCCCGCCUAAUUUUUUGUCCCCCAAGACAGGGCCUUGCUCUGUCUCCCAGGCUGGAGUGCAGUGGCAUGAUCAUGGCUUACUGCAGCCUUGAUCUCCCAGGCUCAAGCGAUCCUUCUGCCUCAGCCUCUCUGGUAGCUGAGACCGCAUGCCCAGCUCCAAAUCACCUUGAUUCAUAUCAGCCGUAAUAAUCACUUGUGUUCUGAAAGAAAGGGCACCAGAAGUUCUAGCAGAAUUCAGUUGUGUUCUGUGAGCUAGCACUUUUUCCUCUGACCCAGUUUUCUUACCUAUAAAAUGGUGAUAAAAACCGACAGGUUGUUCAAAGGCCCAGAUCAGCUAAAGCAUGUAUAUAAGAGCACGUAAACUUGAAAGAGACAAAGGCACAAAUGUGGCUGUCGAUUAAUUUGACUGCUUCUCGUUGCUCGUCACCUCCAUGCCAGGCACUGUGCUUGCUAAUUGCUUUAUGGGCAUUCUCUUAUUUAUUCCCCAGCCCUGGGAAAUAGGAGCUGUCAUUAUCCUUCUCUUUCUGCACAAGGAAAAAUUAAUGCCCUGAGAAUUAUCAUAAUUUUCCCAAGGCUGCCCAGCUGGUGGUGUUAAGCCAGAAUUUGACCUCCCAGAGCCAGUUUCCAUUAGCUGCCAUGCUCUGCUGCCUCUAAUUCACAGAAUGCACUUUCUACCCUGUGUGCCAUGGAGGCCUCCUAUGGAAAAAUGAUCAGCCACCUUACCUUCUACUGGGUACCUGCUGUGAGUCUGCCUAUGCCAGAAGGAUUAAGGAGGGGAGGUUACCCAAGAAACAAAGCCUACAUGCCGCUUACAGCCCCCAUUGGAUGGUUACUCAGUACAAGUCUUUCAUUCAGCAGGUGUUUGUUCAUCACCUACUAUGUGUCAGGCUCUAUGCUAGGUACUGGGGAUACAGGAGAGAAUCAAGCAUAAAGUCUUUGUUCUCAAGGAAUUUGCAUUCUAGAAAGUAGAAGAUGUAAUAAAUGUACUGUGGGACGUGUUAAUAAGUGCUAUAAAGAAAUAUAAAGGGUUUGGGAGCAAAAAGAGGGAGUGGAUCUAUUUUAGAUAAGGAGCCCAGGUAAGACCUCUCUGAAGAGCUGUCAUGAAGGAGGGAGGGAGCACAUUCCUGGCAGAGAAAACAGCACGUGCAAAGGCCCCGAGACUGGAAUGUGUGCCUGAAGAGCAGCCAGGAGGCCAGCAUGGCUGGAGAGGCAGGCAUAAGCAGGGAACUGAGCAGCAGGUCAGAGCAGGCGAGCUGACAUUCUGCAGCCUGGACGGCCAUGGCAGGAAGCUUAGUUGGAGAGAUACAGGAAGCCGCCUAGGGAUCUGAGCAGAAGAGGGGCAUGAGCUGAUUCACAUUCUGAAAGACCUCUCUAGCUGGCCAGUGCUGAGGAGGUUGGAGAGAGAAAGGGUGAAAGCAGAGAGACCAGUGCAGGGCUGUUAACAGGGCUGCAGGCAAGAGACUGGGGUGCUGGGCUCCCCUAGACUAGGACUCCAGUGCCCUUCUCUCCCAAGAGACAAAGGCCAUUGCAUUGAAGGAGGUGGGAAAUGAUUAGAUUCUGAACAUACGUAAUUAUUUUUCAGUCUUUUUCAAAGAUACAAAUAUUUACAUAGUUUUAAUCAUGUAAUAUAUAUAAUUUAAUGUCCUAGUGUUUUACUUAAUAGUGUAUCAUGUUUUCCCUGUUGGUAUGUAGCCUGGAUAAAUGCUCUUAAUUAUAAAAAAUUCUGCCGAGGAGUGUUCCAUAGUUUAUUGUUUUCCUAUUUUGAGAAUUUAGGCCAAGUGUGGUGACUCAUGCCUGUAAUCCCAGCACUUUGGGAGGCCGAGGUGGGCAGAUCACUUAAGGUGAGGAGUUCAAGACCAGCCUGGCCAACAUGGUGAAUUAUCUCUACUAAAAAUACAAAAAAAUAAUAAUAAUAGCCAGGCGUGGUGGCACAUGCCUGUAUUCCCAGCUACUUGGGAGGCUGAGGCAGGAGAAUGGCUUGAACCUGGGAGGUGGAGGUUGCAGUGAGCCGAGAUGGUGCCACUGCAUUCCAGCCUGGGCAACAGAGCGAGACUCCAUCUCAAAAAAAAGGAGACUUCAUGUGCCCCCAAUUUUUCACUAUUGUUAUUUGAAAAAAUAUUUUUAUUUGUAAGAGUUUUUCUUUAUUUAAAAUGUUCAUUAAUAAAGUUGUUGGACAGGAAGCAAAAAAAAAAAGUUGAUUAAGAUAAAUUCCCAGAAGUGAAUUUGUUGGAUCAAACACUUAAAACUUUUUGUUAUGGAAGAAUUCAAAUAUAAAUAAAAAAUUGUAAUAAAAUGAACUCACAGUUUCAACAAUGA